Molecule: messenger RNA, 786 nt
Organism: Menidia menidia (Atlantic silverside)
Lineage: Eukaryota; Metazoa; Chordata; Actinopteri; Atheriniformes; Atherinopsidae
Source: the annotation of a GenBank genome assembly
AUGGAUCUGAAGGAGGGCUGUGGCAGUCAGGGGAGCCAGGAGGGCUCGGGCGGCGUGCGGCCCACCUCCUGGCAGCUGUUCGCCGGCGGCAGCACGCUGCACGGCCUGCGCUUCGUCUUCCCCUACGGGCCGGCCGGCGCCCGCCGCCUGCUCUGGGCGGCCGCCCUGCUGGCCUGCGUGGCGCUGCUGGCGGUGGAGAGCGCCGAGCGGCUGGCCUACUUCCUCUCCUACCCGCACGUGACCAGCGUGGACGCGGUGGUGUCCGGCAGCCUGGUCUUCCCCGCCGUGACCAUCUGCAACCUCAACGCCUACCGCUUCAGCCGCCUGACGCGCAACGACCUGUACCACGCCGGCGAGCUGCUGGCCCUGCUGGACGUGCACCUGGACAUCCCCCAGCCGCAGCUGGCCGAGCCCGAGGUGCUGGCCUCCCUGCGCGAGAAGACCAACUUCACGGCCUACAGGCCCAAGGCCUUCAGCAUGAAGGAGUUCAUGGACCGGGUGGGCCACGACCUGAGGGAGAUGAUGCUCUACUGCCGCUACCAAGGCCAGGACUGCAGCCACAGCGACUUCAGAACUGUGAGUGACCCCCCCCCCACCCCCGUGUCUUCUUUUAAAUGUCAGCCCUGCUGCGUUCAGAGCCGGUCUCAAGUCUGCUUUCCGAUCGUCGAGUAUUUUCAUUUUUACGACCUCGUUCGAGGGAUGUUUGGCUCUCUGCUGAAUCGUCCACAGAGCGGGAAAUCUCAGCCGGGACGCACUGGUAUCUGUGUUCUCGCAGGCGUUAUCUGA